Messenger RNA from Glycine soja, 1067 nucleotides. Its product is annotated as prosaposin-like. Bases 164 to 814 code for a protein of 216 amino acids. The record is from RefSeq and is a predicted model, not a curated record. Gene Ontology annotation, biological process: lipid metabolic process. The transcript is spliced from 6 exons. Lineage: Eukaryota; Viridiplantae; Streptophyta; Magnoliopsida; Fabales; Fabaceae.
GCCACCUUAAUAUUUUUCGUGUUUGUUAUUUGUUCUGUAUUUAAUAUGAACAUAAUAUAUGCCCUCUUUGUUUUUCUGAUCAUGCAAUUGCCCUGAUUUAUUUUUUGUUCUUAUCCUGAUUGGUUCAACAUCAUUAUUAUGUCACGCACGUUAUCAUGGCACCAUGGAGGAAAGAGUGGGGAUUUUGUUACUGAUUUUGUUGGGUGCUGCUUGGGCUUGUGAUACAAGAGAGCUAGCAAUAAUCUCUGAAUUAAACAGAAAAUCAGAUGUCUGUGAACUUUGUGAGGAGUAUACUGCUGAGGCACUUGAUUAUCUAAAUGAUAAAGAGAACCAGAGAGAGAUUAUCGAUUCCCUUCACAAUAUUUGCAAUCAUAUUCUCUCUUUCAAACAGCAGUGCAUCGAAUUGGUGGAUCAUUAUGCCCCACGUUUCUUCUUAGAAAUUGCAUCAGUUCAGCCUGGAGAACUCUGCAAACAGAUCCACAUCUGUCAAUCUGCAAAGAUUUCUUCAGAAGUUGAAGGAAAUAGCUGUGACUCUUGCAAAGAUACUGUUUCAGCCUUACUGGUUAAGUUGAAUGAUCCUGAUACCAAGCUUGAAAUAAUGGAGGCACUGUUGAAGGCAUGCAAUUCUAUGGACAAGUUUUCCAAGAAGUGCAAGAGGAUGGUUUUUGAGUAUGGACCUUUGAUUCUUGUCAAGGCAGAGAAGUUCCUGAAAACAGCAGAUAUAUGCACUACAUUACAUGCCUGCCCUGCUUCCACUGCAGUUAGCAACAAGGAAGCCUCAAUCAUGGAAGUGCCUUUGAUUUCUGACUCUUAAUCAUGGGAGAAGAGUUCUAUUAGAUUUAUGGAGCACUUAUUGCUUUAGUUCUAUUCCUAAUGUAUUUAUCUACAUUAAAAUCCAUGUGCUUGUAACCAUGUGCUCCUGGUAUACUACAACUACUCUCACUGAAUGUCGAAGUGAAGUAUAUGAUUUUGAGAUGCCACAAUUUUACAUGUAUUUCUUCAUUUUGAAUAAUGCAUGGCAGGCAGGCACUAAGUCAAGAUGGAAUGCAAGACACACUUUCGCCUUA